Messenger RNA from Penaeus indicus, 688 nucleotides. Its product is annotated as cuticle protein AM1199-like. NCBI's taxonomy places the organism in Eukaryota, Metazoa, Arthropoda, Malacostraca, Decapoda, Penaeidae. The record is from RefSeq and is a predicted model, not a curated record. The coding region runs from base 28 to 444 and encodes 138 amino acids. The transcript is spliced from 3 exons. Gene Ontology annotation, cellular component: chitin-based extracellular matrix. Gene Ontology annotation, molecular function: structural constituent of chitin-based larval cuticle.
ACUCGUACUCGACACUACAGAGGAACCAUGCAGCUGUUGAUUGUCGCCGCUCUCGUUGCCGUUGCCGUCGCCGCGCCCCAGUUCGGCAACCAGUAUGGCAAUCAGUUCGACCGCCGGGAUCGCGUAAACUACCGUCCCAUCGCCAUCCUGAGGGACGAUCGUCAGGACUUCGGCGAUGGCAACUUUAACUACCAGUUCGAGACCGAGAAUGGCAUCAACGUGAAUGCGCGCGGAACACCGGGGUCGAAGGGCCAGAGCAACAUCGAAGGAUACUAUAGGUUCCCCCUCGAGGACGGUACCUUCGCCGAGGUUCGCUACAUCGCCGACGAGUUCGGAUUCCGCGCCGAGUCCCCCCUCAUCCCCACCCCACACCCCCUCCCCGCCCACGCCAUCGAGCAGAUCCGCUUUGCUGAAGAACAAAGGCGUCGAGGAAUCACCUAUUAAAAUGGGUUACUUUAUCAGAAUUUGAGAGAUGAUAACGGCCUACAGUGCUGUUAGACUGAGUCGCGAAAUAUGAUUUUUCGAAAGGAUUUUACUAAUAUUUUCUUUUUUUCCCCAAAUUCACAUUGAUCUUAAGCAUGCAGUAUUCAGUAUUUAUAUUUUCAUAACUUGACGCGCAAAAAUGAAAACAUUUAACAUUCCUACCUAACUUCGCUCGUUCUUGUACAGUUUUGGCAAAUAAAAUGAA